GGCUGCAAAGGAAUCACAACAAACCAAUGUUCAUCUUGAACCAAUAUGCAUUAACGAAAGGCGGCAGAAGAAGACGAAGAGCAUCUCCCACAACCCAAUCUGGGAGAAUCAAACAUGGAGCAACCAGAUUCAAGAUCAGUAGACGAUGAAGUCAGAAAUGUCACAGAAGAUGAUGUGAUUCUAUACCCUGUAGCCACAAUCCCAAAAACGCUCUACUUAGAGUACACAGUCACUCCACAGAAAGAGAACAUGCAAAGCAAAAAGAAGGAAGAUCUGCUGUCAGAGAAGGAAAUACCAGAGAUUGUGGAUGAAGAACCUUUAAUAGCAUGCUCAGAUGUGCCAUUUGAAGGUGUGCAAUUCACAACCCCAGCAUCCAAGAAACCAAUGGCGAAACGCACUGGAUCCAGAUGGUCGUUGUUUCAAAAGGCGAAAGAAGAUCAAGAAUCAGAAGGGAUUGAAGAAAUUCAAACAAGAGAAGUUCCAAAGAAGGGGCUAAAGCGAAAGGAGAAAGCAAGGGAUGACCAGGAGGAGAGCUCAAAGAAGCAGAAAACAUCAUCUCCCUCAGCAAAACUUACAACCAGAAGUCAGAGCAACCAAAGGAAAGAUGCAAAAGCUGAAAAAUCACCCAAACCAGGGAAGUUUUCUAAACAUCUUUUCAUUUCAUCAAUUGCUAGAUCAAUCAUGUCUGAAAUUGCCAAGAAAACAAUUCUGCCACAAAGAAGCAUUGAUGUUGAGGAUUUUGAAGCGAAAACAAACUUAAUCCCUGUGCUGAAAAAAUGCAAUUUGCUCAAAUCAAUCACUCUGCCUGGUUCUUAUGUGAGAAAAGUCAUUCAAGAGUUUUACUGGAGGGUUGCAACAUCUACACUGACCCUUCAUACCACAAAGUGUUUAGUUGCCGCAUAUCACUGGCUCCCUACUACCCAUAUGAACACGGUUCCACUCUGCAUAGCCACACUCAUUUACAAAAUCAAGCAUGAGAUACCUGUUAAUCUUGGGAAAAUCAUCUUUGAUCAGAUCAUGAGCUUUGCACCUGAAAGGGCCAAACAGAAUUCUAAUGGGCUUCCUUAUCAUCUUCUUAUUUUUCAAAUGCUUAAAUCUCAGAAACUUGUAGUUGCAGAUGAAGAAGAACCUGCUCCUCCUUUCAUCCAGGUUGAUUUAAGGCACUUUGAAGGAAAACACUACAAUGACAUGGCAACAAGGGAGGAACAGAAGACAGCUCUAGCAGUUCUUCAGUCAGACUUCUCCAAAACAGCUUUCAUCAAAGGAGAAAUUCAGCUGCUGCAAGAGAAAAUUGAAGAAUACAAGAAGCUGAUCAAAGAAGCUGAAAUCAAAAAGAAAAAAUGGGCCAUUAUCCUGUCAUCUCUGGACACCACUCCAGAUGAAGCUGAUAAAUCUCAGGGGGAGAAGACCAAGCAAGAUGGACCAGAUGAUGCUGCAACAUAGGGGGAGCAAAGUGAAGAUGAUGAAGCCACUGAGGAAGGAGAGGAAAGCUCAGAUGCAGAGGAUGAUAACCUAGCAAAUGAAGAGUCAGAUUUUGA
This is a messenger RNA of Cuscuta campestris, 1538 nucleotides long. The record is from the annotation of a GenBank genome assembly. Lineage: Eukaryota; Viridiplantae; Streptophyta; Magnoliopsida; Solanales; Convolvulaceae.